Sorex fumeus (smoky shrew) is the source of this 3340-nucleotide messenger RNA. It is a transcript of the gene TMEM255A, whose product is annotated as transmembrane protein 255A. The transcript has 10 exons. The record is from RefSeq and is a predicted model, not a curated record. NCBI's taxonomy places the organism in Eukaryota, Metazoa, Chordata, Mammalia, Eulipotyphla, Soricidae. Bases 141 to 1190 code for a protein of 349 amino acids.
UCCGAGGCGGUCUCUCUCGCAGCAGCUCUCGAAGGGACGCGGAGCGGCCGCCAACGGAGCAGGAUGCUCUGCGGGGCUCCUUGAGGCGGGGGGUCGCAGGAAACAGCUUCGGGGGCCGGGACCACCAGUCAGCUUUCACCAUGCAUCAGUCCCUGACUCAGCAGCGGUCCAGCGACAUGUCCCUGCCCGAUUCCAUGGGAGCCUUCAAUCGGAGGAAACGAAACUCCAUCUAUGUGACCGUGACUUUGCUUAUUGUGUCUGUGCUGAUUCUCACUGUGGGUCUUGCAGCAACCACUAGGACCCAGAAUGUGACGGUUGGAGGUUAUUAUCCCGGAGUGAUUCUCGGCUUUGGUUCAUUUCUUGGAAUCAUUGGCUCAAACCUGAUUGAAAACAAACGCCAGAUGCUCGUGGCGUCUAUCGUCUUCAUCAGCUUUGGCGUGAUUGCGGCCUUUUGUUGCGCUAUCGUGGAUGGAGUCUUUGCUGCCCGACACAUUGAUCUGAAACCACUCUAUGCUAACCGGUGCCACUAUGUCCCCAAGACAUCCCAGAAGGAAGCUGAGGAGGUCAUAAGUUCCUCAACCAAAAAUUCUCCUUCGGCGAGGGUUAUGAAGAACCUUACCCAGGCAGCUAAAGAGGUGAACUGCCCUCAUCUGAGCCGUGAGUUCUGCACUCCUCGCAUUCGGGGAAAUACCUGCUUCUGCUGUGACCUCUACAACUGUGGCAGCCGGGUGGAGAUCACUGGUGGCUACUAUGAAUACAUUGAUGUCAGCAGCUGCCAGGACAUCAUCCAUCUCUACCACCUGCUCUGGUCUGCCACCAUCCUCAACAUCGUCGGUCUGUUCCUGGGCAUCAUCACAGCUGCAGUCCUGGGAGGCUUUAAGGACAUGAACCCAACUCUUCCGGCACUGAACUGUUCUGUUGAAAAUGCCCAUCCGACUGUUUCCUAUUAUGCUCGUCCUCAAGUGGCAUCGUACAAUACCUACUACCAUAGCCCUCCUCACCUGCCACCCUAUUCUGCUUAUGACUUUCAGCAUUCCGGUACCUUCCCGUCCUCCCCUCCCUCUGGACUUUCUGAUGAGCCUCAGUCUGCCUCUCCUUCACCCAGCUACAUGUGGUCCUCAAGCGCCCCACCCCGUUAUUCUCCCCCCUACUAUCCUCCUUUUGAGAAGCCCCCGCCAUACAGCCCCUAAAGAGGAAUUUCUGCCAGCUAUUACGAUUAUCUUAUCGUGGCUUUUGUAUUUCUGCUUUAGUGAAAGUGUGUAGGGAACAAAAUGUCAAGUGAGAUUCUUAGGCAUUGUUUCAAGUUGGAUAACAAACCUCCUGGGAUAGGGAUAGGGGUGAAUUUAUUCAAGAUCAGGAUGGAGCAGGGCUAGAUGAAACCCCACAUUUCCAAGAUGGGCAGAGCACACUUUCCAAACCAGGUGAGGCAUUCAGCCCAGCAAGAAACUUGUUUUAUGAUUGGAUUUGUAUUACCUGCAGUCACACAGCUGUCUGUGCUCAGAAGCCUGGCUUCCAUCUAUUUCACUUCGUGUAAAUGGGGUAUCAUCCUUAGACCUGUGGUCCCCAAACCCUUGGUCCCCUAGCACCUUAGUUGGCUUAUAGGCACUAUCUCGCCCUACCACCAAAGUCAGUUCCUAAGGAAAAAUUCCCAGAUGGUGUGGUAAUACAGUAGUUCCAAUACACAGAGUUCUGGCUAAGAUUUUCUUUGCUUAUGUCUGGAUGUGGAAAAAUGCUACCCAUCUUAGUCCUUUCUUCUGAGUAUUGUAAAAAUGGCUGCUGUGAUCAUUCCCCUCUGCUUUUAUUAUCAGUACCUCCCAAAGGGAAAAGUGCAAUAUCCCCUCAAAUAGUGGGGAACAAGACUGAUGAUUCAGGAAGCACUGAAAUGCACAGAGUGUAUGUGGGGUGUAGAAAGUCAUCUGAGAGGAGACGGUGAUUCUACUCUAUGUUCCAGUAUUACACAAUACAGUUGCUACAGGAGACAGAAAUAGUUCAGUUAAAAUUCAGAGUUUAAAAAAUUGCUAGAUUAGUUUCCUGGAUUGGGAGAGGAAUUGUUACUAAUCUUUGUGACUAUUUAAUCUUAAAUAUUAUGCUUCAAACCCAGCAAAAUGCACGUGCCCGGCAACCCACCCCACAAGAAUCAUCUGUAUUUUAGUGCCACUGCUCUUACUGGUCCUUUUGUUUCUGUUGUGACCAAUCAUGACUGCCUCCAUCCAAGAUUAUGAAAAGUGUUACAAUGCCGCUUCAAGUCUGCAACACAAACCUCAACCUGUAGCCAACUGGACAAAUUCCUAGGUGUUAGUGUAGAUUUAAAAUUCAUCUCACACAUUGUGGUAGGUACAGUUAUUUCGGUUUGACAUAGCUUUAAAUCCACCAACCUGAUAAUUUUAACUUUGGGCCCCAGGCUCUCACUUCAGAAGAACCCUUCCAUUACCUUUUCAUUGCAAUCUGACUUUAACCUGAGAAUUCAUGGUUUCAAGAACGCUAGAUAAACGGGCCACUUACACAGUAUAAAACUAAAGGGGCUAUAGGAGGGUGCCUCAUUUGUUCUGCAAACACAGAACACGUACUGGAAAAAUUUCCAGCCAAUUUCACUACCUCCUGACCUGAUGGACUGGAGGUAGCAGGCAAAUGCUGGUGCUCCCAUCUAUCUUGUAGACACACAGUUAACCACAAAUUUCCAAGGCACGAGGGGUGCACACAUAGUUCACCAGGAAAAUUUGCAAAAAUUCAACUUAACUUUGAGCCUCACGGAUGUUAUCUCAUCUGGAUUUCAAAUUUGAAAAACUAGAAUCCUUCUGAGGUAUAUAAAAGCACGAUUAUUUUCUACAGUUCUGAGCAUAUUAAAAUUCUAUUGGAUUUCAAAAAAGGGAGUAAUAACCAAUUGACUUACUAUACAAACAGGAACUUGUAAUACUCAAUGAAGUUUUUUGCUGUUUACACUUUACCUUUUGCUUUAGUGUGUAUGAGUAUUUAAUUUUCUAAAAGGCACCAUUACACAGUAUAUCCGACAUUUAUCACAUUUCUUAAAAAUGUUAAGAUUCUACAACUCAUUUCUAUGUAUUUUUCUUACUUUACAUAACUUGAAACAGUAUAGAUUUUGUAACACUUAAUUUGAGCAGCUUCUUUUUUUAUUCUAUUGAAUUCUAUAAAGUGCAUGCUACCUUUAAAAAAUUAAUAUUUGCGGCUUUACUCUUUUGCAAAACAUUUGCUGUAAUGAAGGAAUUUGUAUUUCCAAUUAUGUAUCUCGACUGCUUUUUUAAUAUUUACUGCUCUCUUCCUAAUUCUGCUUUAAAGUAUUGAACUGGGCAUGAAACAUUAAAGUAUUAAUCCAGAACCUGUA